ACAGACACACACUCUCUCUCACUUUAGGCGUUUUAAAAUGCAACACAGUAAACAUGUAACUGUGUCAGGUUUGCUGCAGGCUAAACCGCAGAUGUCGCGCACCAGGGAUCGACUCCUAUAAAAGGUUAUGGAUUCGAGCCUUCCUCGUUUUAUCUUCUUCAUCCUGAUUGGCCUUGUCAAAUGUUCUGUUGAUGACCAACAUCACAACAGCACCCGCCACUAUGAUUACUGCGUGCUUGGUGCAGGGCCUGCAGGGCUUCAGAUGGGUCACUUCCUUUCCAAGGCUAAAAGAGACUACAUCAUCCUGGAGAGGAACUCAGGACCUGGCAGCUUCUUUAACAAGUAUCCCAGACACAGGAAGCUCAUUAGCAUCAACAAGAUCUACACAGGAAGGCAGAACCGAGAGUUCAACCUGCGCCAUGAUUGGAACUCGCUGCUGAGCGAUAAACCCGACCUCCUGUUCAAGCGAGUCAGCAGUGAGUUUUACCCGCCAGCUGAUACCUUCCCACUCUACCUGUCCAUGUAUGUGAAGGAGCUCGGGCUCAGGGUCCAGUAUGGUGUGGAUAUUGGAAGGAUCAGGGCAAUGCAGUCAGCCACCAGCAGGAGUUACAUCCUGACUGAUCAACAUGGGAUGGACUACAAAUGCAGUGUCCUUCUGGUAGCCACAGGUCUGUGGGUUCCUCAGGAGGUAGAGUUUGUCGGCUCUGACCUGGUUGAGGGCUAUGAGUCCAUCUCCACCAACCCAGAGGACUACAAGAACCAGUUCGUACUUAUUCUGGGCAAGGGGAACUCUGCUUUUGAAACAGCUCAGAACAUCCUUGGAAGAGCAAGUCAUGUCCACAUGGUCAGUCGCAGCCCUGUUCGACUGGCUUGGCAAACACAUUAUGUGGGAGACCUCAGAGCUGUGAAUAAUGAACUAAUAGACACUUACCAGCUGAAGUCCCUUGACGGCUUAUUGGAAGCGCAGCUGGAGAAAAUAGUGAUUGUUAAACGAAAGGAGAAAGGCAGCAGGAGAUCAGGCGGAAAAAAACAUCGCAACGAGAAGAAGGGACAGUUGUAUGUGACUUUAAAUAAGUACAUACAGAACGAGAAAGAAAAGAACAGUUCUGAUGUGACAGCUGAAGAACUGCCGGGGUAUCACAUUGACAAUUUCUCCAUGCGAAAGCCCUACGACCGAGUGAUUCGAUGCCUUGGAUUCCGAUUCAACUACAGCAUAUUUGACAGCUCUGCCUGCCCACCGAACAGUGCAAAUGCAAGAGGGAGGUUGCCAGCAUUGUCACCAUGGUAUGAAGGUGAAGACACCCCUGGUUUGUUUGUACUGGGAACUGCUGCCCACUCCAGAGACUACCGCUCAUCUGCUGGAGGGUUCAUCCAUGGAUUCCGUUACACAGUGCGAGCUGUACAUCGUGUACUUGAACAUCGUUACCACAGCAACCGGUGGCCAUCUACAAAACUGUUGACAACACAACUGCAAUCCUGGAUUCUGAAGCGGAUUGGCGAAGCCUCUGGGCCAUACCAAAUGUUUGAGAUACUUGGGGACAUCAUACUGCUUCGAGGCUCUCACUGUGAAUACGUGGAAGAGUUUCCACUCCAGGCCUUGCCUCAGUUCUCCUCUGUCUCGGGCCAUGAGGUGUCCAAACAUGGACUGAUCAUUCUGGUCAUGCAGUACGGGAAGAAGAAGAUUGACUAUUUGGGGCGUGGCAGGGCAGUAACAGACUGGACCAAAGCUUGGAAAUCCAACUUUCUGCACCCGGUUUUGUACUACUAUGAAACACUUCCUACUGAGGAAGAAAUGAAGCUCCGUCCCCGUGGUUGGCCUUUACCUAGGCCCAAAGCAAUUCAUCACAUGGUUGAGGACUUUCUCGCAGAAUGGGAAAGCCCCAUAUCACACAUCCAGCCACUGCGGCGCUUCCUGGAACACUGUGUCCAGACUGACCUCAGAGCUUUCUAUGCAGAAUCAUGUUUCCGCUUCUCCCUUAUCCACCGCAAGCCGCCACUGUUUUGCCGCCAAGGAUACUUGAAGCAGCAGGGAGUCACUCACAACAGUCUGCUGAGGCAGUACUCUCUCGGCACGGGACUCAUGCCUACUGAGCAGGAUGCGGACCCAUCAGAGACUGACAAUGCGUUCUCCAAAUACCUGGCACAAGCUGAAGCCUCCAUGUCUUCAGGAUUGAAACUUGAUUUCUGAUUGUCUUACCUUAGCGUGUUAAAGCUAUGCCUAUGGCACCAUUUAGGUUCCUCAUACUUUCUACCUCCAGUACCCAUAUAUUAAUAAUUCCAUCCACAAGACCAAAUACUUUGACAGAAUACCAUCCUGCAAAUCAGUGGUUCCUAACCUUUUUGGCUUGUGAGGUCUGUACUUGCAAACCCUCGUCACCACUGAACUAUUUCAACCAAAGAGUGAUUUUCCUUGCUUUAGUUUGAUAAUGUUAAUGGGCCCUGAAGAUGUAUAAACUAUCCGGCAGAUUAGAGGAAAGUCUGAAAAUAAACUUUGUGUAUAAUUUUCCUCUUCUGUUAAUCAUCUCAUGGCCCCUCAGAAUUAUCUGCCGAACUCUUGGGGACCCCAACUACCUGCUGCUUAUCACUGGAGAGUCACCUAGUCCCUUGAAAGCUCCCUUAUUAAUAUUAUGAUUAUUAUUAUGAUUUCUCACAGAAUAUUGAUAUACAUUAUAGUUAUAUUUCAUAUGUAUCCAGAUGUGAAUGGUUGUGUAUUUGAAGCUGUAAAGGUGGAGGGUGGAAAUAAUUAUGCAUUAUACAUUUUACA
Messenger RNA from Scomber scombrus (Atlantic mackerel), 2764 nucleotides. RefSeq names its product FAD-dependent oxidoreductase domain containing 2 (gene foxred2). The record is from RefSeq and is a predicted model, not a curated record. Gene Ontology annotation, molecular function: monooxygenase activity; flavin adenine dinucleotide binding. The transcript is spliced from 10 exons. The coding region runs from base 128 to 2188 and encodes 686 amino acids. NCBI's taxonomy places the organism in Eukaryota, Metazoa, Chordata, Actinopteri, Scombriformes, Scombridae.